AUGCUAAGCUACCCGCGGCGUCUGCCUUCGUGCUUAUUGGACACGAUCGGAAACGGCGGCGCUAGAGAGGUCCGCUGCGCAUGCGCGUUAGUAAAAACAAAACCCACGCAUGCGCGUUACGUGUUUAUGCUUGUUUUCUCUCACACACACCAUAACGGAAGACUUUUGAAUGCUUUGAGCUCAGAGGAUAUGGCUGUUUCAGGAAGGAUACUAAAAAAAUCCAGUGUCUUCCGGAGGUAUCUUUUUCAGCCUCACAUCCCUGUUACUGUCUCCCUCAACUUCAGGAACGUGUAUGAGCGGGACUACCGCAGACCAGGCCAGGCUCCUGACAAGCGAUGGCCCUGGCAGAAGAUGCGCUUUGAUUUCUCAAAAGGUGUAGAAGGUGUAAAGAAGCACUUUGGGCUGCUGAACGAGUUCAUGGAGCGCUGGGUGGGCCCCGAGGGUCGGCCCCUAGAGGUGCACAUGCUGGAGCAGACGCGUGUGCUGUGGGAGUUCCGUGGCCCAGAGUUACUCAGUGAGUGGACAGUCACCUCGGACCGAGAGAUUGGCGGCCGGAGUGAGGUGUAUUUGAAGCUGGGGAGGAAUAACUCCACCUGCAUGAUGUACGGCUCUCUAUGCUCAACCCCACCCCGAGAUGGAGAGACGCGUUACAGUGGAUACUGCACCCUGCGCUCCAAACAGCCUCUGGCUUCCUUUGACCGGAAGAAGCACUACGAUUGGUCGAACUUUAACACUCUGUAUCUGCGUAUCCGUGGAGAUGGCAGGCCAUGGAUGGUGAACAUCUCAGCAGAGACCUACUUCUCCCAUCAGAGAGAUGACAUGUAUAGCUACUUCCUGUACACCCGAGGGGGUCCAUACUGGCAAGAUGUUAAGAUCCCCUUUUCAAAAUUUUUCCUCUCAAGCCGAGGAAGAAUACAAGAUGACCAGCAUGAACUUUGGUUAGACAAGGUGAACUCUCUGGGAUUCACGCUGGGAGAUAAAGCAGACGGACCUUUCCAGUUAGAAAUCGACUUUAUCGCGGUGUGUAACGAACACGCUCACACCGAGGAGUUUGCUUACGAACUGUAUAAGAGGAACCCGGAAGUGUAACAGAGUAACACUUGGAUGUUCGAUUUCAUUAACUUUUGACACAUGAAAAUAAUAGUAAAAAAAAACACAUUUAAUAGUAAAUAAAAACCAGAGCUUUAACACCUCGACAACAAUGUUAUUCCUCAAACAUUAAAUCAUCCGGACUACUUUAUAUACAAA
Molecule: messenger RNA, 1248 nt
Organism: Silurus meridionalis
Lineage: Eukaryota; Metazoa; Chordata; Actinopteri; Siluriformes; Siluridae
Gene: ndufaf1
Product: NADH:ubiquinone oxidoreductase complex assembly factor 1
Biological process (GO): mitochondrial electron transport, NADH to ubiquinone; mitochondrial respiratory chain complex I assembly
Cellular component (GO): mitochondrion
Source: RefSeq, a predicted model, not a curated record